AUGCUAACAUCUUACGUUGCUCCUAACCUGCAGCAGAAAUGCGAGUCCUACACCCUGCGCAAUGAGUUAUGCAAGGACAAACUCAAUGUCACUGAUAUCUAUGAUGGGAUCAAGACCGUCUUCGAUAACUUUCAAUGUGCAGUAGGCCUGUAUCAAAACAAGUUUGUUGGCGAUUGCAUAUUUGAUCUGGCGAUACAAAUGUUCAGCGGGGGGACUCCGGACUCCGAAUGUCAACAGGUAGCAGUUCACGAUCCUGAGACCUUUGUCCCCUGGGCCCGCAAGCUGGUAGGAAAUCCUAGUGCCUCGUUUGCUGGGCGCUGCACUGAAAAGAUGGUUGUCGACGAGGUCCUCAGUAUGCUGAGCAAGCACGACAAGCAAGCGAAGCUACAAGGCUACGAAACCAUCAAGAAGCCGCACCUUGACCACAGGCUAUUCGAUAUUGAGACCAACGGCAUCCUCACAUCGACCUCCAAGCUGAAGCGGAUGCAGGCGCGUAAUCACUACCAAAAUGAAAUCUAUCAGAUGUACCUGGGGGUGCAAAUGGCAUACGUAUUUAUGCAAUUCACCAGCAAACAAAUUGUGUAA
Molecule: messenger RNA, 585 nt
Organism: Linderina pennispora
Lineage: Eukaryota; Fungi; Kickxellomycota; Kickxellomycetes; Kickxellales; Kickxellaceae
Exons: 2
Coding region: 1-585 (194 amino acids)
Cellular component (GO): membrane; endoplasmic reticulum
Molecular function (GO): long-chain fatty acid-CoA ligase activity
Source: RefSeq, a predicted model, not a curated record